CUAGAGGCCAUCUCUGACUGCUCAGCUCAGAAUUUCCUGUGACUCCCAUUUCAGCUACGCCUUUUCCUCUUUCCAUCUAAAAAUCUCAGAAAUUAUUGGUGCUGUUGACUGGUGAACGUGGGAAAGCCUCAGCAAAAAGCAGACCUAAUACUGAAACAAGAGUGGGAAAAGGGAGCCAGGAACCAUUAAUAAAACGUGAGCUUGAGGAAAGUACGCCAUGCUGUGAGACCCAACAAGGAUUAAAGGAUGGAAAAAUAAUAUGAAGCGUGUCCCUGGAAACUCGUGUGCUGUUUACAAGCUCUACACUAACGAACCCAGGAAAUAUUGCCUCAAACAUGUUCAAUGGAAUGUUGAUAUUUUGGUAGGAGUGGAAAACUUUCCUGCAAAAGGGAAAAAGGAACAAACAGACUGGAUCUUUCCUCUUCUGACUGAAGAAAAUGUGUUUGCGUUUGUUUCUACCUUUUGUGUUCUUUUUCUCCUUGCUUUUAGUCAAAACUGGAGCAGUUCUUGAUGUGACAUUGGUGUCAUUAGGAUCCCGUACAGCAGACUUUUCCUUGCGGUGUGUGACAGGGGAGAGAGAUAUGAAUGGCUCAGACCUGCAUAUAAGACGAGAUAACAGUAUUGUACGUACUACACCCAAAACACAAUUUAAAACUGCCAUGGGUUUGAAUCAUGUGCACGCUCAUGGAUUUUCAGUCAGUGAACUAGUUGGGGUCCUCAUCUGUGCUGGAAAAGGGCCUGCUGAGCAGACUGAAAUACUUUAUGUGUAUAACAGCCCAAAAGCUGAUCUGAUUCCAGUCAAAGUUACAGUGACAGUAAGUGUGAACAGUGAUGUAACACUGGAAGCUAAGAUCAAUGGGAACAAACUUGCAGACAUCUUGUGGAAAUACAAUGGAACCAUGUUUCGCACUACCUACAAAGGGGAAGUGACUGAUAAAACUGCCCAACUGAACAUGCAGGCAGUGAAAGUAUCUCAUGCAGGGAUUUACAGUGCUGGUUUCAUGGGAGCAAGCCCACUUGAAAAUGCUUUCUUUCGGCUCAUUGUCAGAGCUUGUCCAGAUAAUAAAUGGGGUCCGUCCUGUCAAAAGGACUGUCGUGAGUGUUUAAAUGGAGGAAUAUGUCAUGACAGCAGUGGAGAGUGUAUCUGUGCUCCAGGUUUCAUGGGAACACGAUGUGAGAAGGCCUGCAGAGAAGGAAACUUUGGCAGAAACUGUCAGGAAACAUGUAAAGGGGAGCACGGCUGCAAAGGGCGUACCUUCUGUCUUCCAGAUCCGUACGGCUGCUCCUGUGGCAGUGGCUGGACAGGUUCACUUUGCCAGACAUCUUGUCCUCCUGAAACAUAUGGUGCAAAUUGUGCCCUACAUUGCCAGUGUAAAAAUGGUGGUUCUUGCAACAGUUUUAGUGGCUGUGUAUGCCCUUCAGGAUGGCAUGGACAGCACUGUGAGAAAUCAGACAGGAUCCCCCAGAUUAUAGAUCUUCCAACUGCAGUUGAGUUUAACUUGAAUUCCACUGCCGUAAUAACCUGUGCAUCAUCUGGCAACCCUCAGCCCACCCGUGAGAGCAUUGAGCUUCGCCGUCCUGAUGGCUCUGUAUUGGCUGCUAGUAAAGCAGUGUUAGAUCGGGAGCGCAGUACGUGUGAGUUCACUGUGCAGUCACUUACUCUAACAGACAACGGGUUGUGGGAAUGUCGUGUAUCCACUACUGGUGGGCAAGACAGUCGCAAGUUCCAAGUUUAUGUUAAAGUGCCACCUCUGCCUAUAGAGCCGCCACUUUUGCUGGAUCGACGGAGUCAACAGCUGACCCUUGCUCCAUGGCGCACUUUUUAUGGUGAUGGACCCAUCAUAUUAAUCAAAUUACUUUACAAGCCUAGGGAUAGCGAUUCUCCAUGGGAGCAUAUUGUAGUGAAACAGAAAGAAAAUAUCACUCUGCAGAAACUGAAACCUGUAACCAGUUAUUUGAUAAGAGCACAGUUGAGCCGUCCAGGUCCAGGAGGAGAAGGCUCAUUAGGGCCAUUGGCAGUCAUAGAGACUGACUGCCAAGAGCCAACAGUGAAACCAGUCAUUAAGGGGCAUGCAGUGGAAGAUAGAAACACAUUGUACAUCAGCUGGAACCUGCCUUCAAGUUCGGUUAUUGGCAAUGGCUUCCUGUUGCAAAUUUAUCAUCCAGAAAAACAUCUCAUUCGACAGGAGAAUAUCACAUCUAUGAAUGUGCUGUCUAGAAAAGUGUAUGGACUCAGUGCCAACAAAGAAUACACUUUGAGGGUCCUCAUAUACCACUGCAGUAAUCUAGGACCUCCUUCAGAUCCUUUUGUGGUCACCAUCAACAGCAAGGGUCCAUCUCGACCUAAGGACUUACGUGCUGAGGCUUUCUCCAGGGAUAGCAUAAAGCUAAGCUGGUUACCCCCUGAUGACCCCAAUGGUGGUAUCAUAAAGUAUACAGUUGAGAGCCAUCCAGUAGGGAUUCCUGGGGAGCCUCAGUGGGCAGACACUGAAAGCCAGAAUCAAACUUGGCAUAUUAUCAGUGGCCUGAAUGCCAGCACUUUUUACCAGUUUCGAGUACGUGCAAAUUCAAGGGUACCUGGGGACUGGAGCCAUUCUGUGCAAACGACAACUCACAGCGUGGAGAUAGGGAGUCAACCACCAAGCAUGGAGAGCCGGAACCCUCGUCCUUCUGGAGCAGGUCACCAACUCAUCCUGGCCAUAAUUGGCUCAGUGUCAAUCACAUGCUUCACUAUCAUCCUUGCCCUGCUUGCUCUCUUCUGUAUUAAAAAGAAUUUUUUCCACCGCAGAAGAAUGUUCACCUACCAGUCGGGAUCAGGAGAGGAAACCAUUUUGCAGUUCAAUUCUGGAACACUGACCCUCAGCCGUCGCCCAAGGCCUCAGAUAGAGCCUUUCUCGUAUCCUGUUUUGGAGUGGGAGGACAUCAAAUUUGAGGAUGUAAUCGGAGAGGGGAAUUUUGGUCAAGUCAUUAAAGCCAUGAUUAAAAAGGAUGGACAGAAGAUAAAUGCAGCUGUCAAAAUGCUGAAAGAAUUUGCAUCUGAAAAUGAUCACAGAGACUUUGCAGGGGAACUGGAAGUCUUAUGCAAACUGGGUCAUCAUCCUAAUAUCAUCAACCUUCUGGGAGCCUGUGAGAACAGAGGUUACCUCUAUAUUGCUAUUGAGUAUGCGCCUUAUGGGAACCUCCUUGACUUCUUACGGAAGAGUCGAGUUCUUGAGACAGAUCCUGUAUUUGCCAAGGAGCAUGGGACUGCUUCCACACUUACUUCCCAACAAUUACUGCAGUUUGCCUCUGAUGUAGCAAAAGGAAUGCAGUACCUUAGCGAAAAACAGUUUAUUCACAGAGAUCUGGCUGCCAGAAAUGUUCUUGUUGGGGAGAAUUUUGUGACAAAGAUUGCAGAUUUUGGACUUUCAAGAGGGGAGGAGGUGUACGUGAAGAAAACGAUGGGACGUCUGCCAGUUCGUUGGAUGGCCAUUGAAUCCCUCAAUUACAGUGUGUAUACUACAAAAAGUGAUGUUUGGUCCUUUGGGGUUCUUCUCUGGGAGAUUGUAAGUUUAGGUGGAACCCCCUAUUGUGGAAUGACUUGUGCAGAACUGUAUGAGAAUCUUCCUCAGGGAUACAGAAUGGAGAAACCAAGGAACUGUGAUGAUGAAGUGUAUGAACUGAUGAGGCAAUGCUGGAGAGACCGUCCAUAUGAAAGACCUACAUUCAGCCAAAUAUCAAUACAGCUUACCCGCAUGCUAGAUGCCAGAAAGGCAUAUGUAAACAUGGCACUAUUUGAGAAUUUUACUUAUGCUGGAAUUGAUGCCACAGCAGAAGAAUAAUAAUCUACAAUAUGUGGAAAAUGAUGGCAGAUAUAGACUGAAUCUUCACCCACUGUGUGGUGGAUUGUACAGUACAACAAAGCUCAUGGCAGGAUUCACAGGCUUUUGUUGUGAUCUUACUAUAAUGUCACUUUACUAGGGCUGUGCACUCAGAAAGCAAGACCAUCUCAAUUGUAACAGUCCAUAUCUCUUUGUAAGUGUGUCUAUUAAACGUGUGAGUGUCUGUAAUUGUGUGAUAAGUGUGUGUGGCUAUCCCUCCUGUACAGCUCAACACUGCCACAGACAACAAGGUUUAUAUUGUACAAACUCUUGAUUGGUCUUUUUUAAACCCCUCCUCCCUUUCUCCUCAUGUACAGACAUCAAGUAAAUUUCAGCGCUACUUAUUCGUGUUGUACUAAUUGUAUGAAUAAAGUGAAUUUCUCUUUGUA
This is a messenger RNA of Xenopus laevis (African clawed frog), 4249 nucleotides long. It is a transcript of the gene tie1.S, whose product is annotated as tyrosine-protein kinase receptor Tie-1. NCBI's taxonomy places the organism in Eukaryota, Metazoa, Chordata, Amphibia, Anura, Pipidae. The transcript is spliced from 24 exons. The coding region runs from base 438 to 3821 and encodes 1127 amino acids. The record is from RefSeq and is a predicted model, not a curated record.